This is a messenger RNA of Nicotiana tabacum (common tobacco), 860 nucleotides long. Lineage: Eukaryota; Viridiplantae; Streptophyta; Magnoliopsida; Solanales; Solanaceae. The record is from RefSeq and is a predicted model, not a curated record.
GGCAAAAGGGCCGAAGCCCAUUUGCCUAACAGAAAAGAAAGGGCUGCCGAGUUCGACGAAAGCUUCAGAAACGAAACAAGAAAAAAAACAGAGAAGGAAAGAAAGGGAGAAGAAGAAAGAGGCUAGAACCAAAUCUUGAGAAAUUUUAAAUACACACUGGUUUUUACGGAUUGAUUGGAGGAAUUUGUACGAGUUGCUUGAGGUGAAGCAGUUGGUAUUUCGGCACGAGUACGGUCUGAAGUUGAAAUCCACAGGUCUAAAGUUUCCAAUUUCAGACCUACGGGUCUGAAAUUUGCCUCUGCCAAAGCCUUACAUCAAUGAUAUCAUUAAGGAAUGGUGAUUCCCCCGCCAAUUAGACCAGACAGAGUUACAAAGUAUCUCAAACCUUACGUGCUGAGGAUGCACUUCACAAACAAGUAUGUAAAUGCUCAAGUAGUUCACACACCAACUGCAACGGUUGCCGCUUCUGCAAGUACACAAGAGAAAGGCUUAAGGCUUGCCAUGGUAGAAGGAAAAGAAAAUACUAGAGAUGUUGCUGCUGCUGCAAAAAUAGGUAAGUUGUUAGGAGAGCGAUUGCAGGCUAAAGGUAUUCCUGCCGUAUCUGUUUUCUUUAAGAGAGAGCAAAGGUACCAUGGAAAGGUCAAAGCAGUUAUUGAUUCAGUGAAAGAAGUAGGCAUAGAAUUGGUUUGAUUGAAACACAAUGACUACUUUCUCGUUUCAUGGCCUGCUGGAUUUCCUCCCAAGGCAAAGGAUUUAUAUGUUCUAUUGACUUUGCAAAUCUAUUUUCGCGACAAUUUGCUUGUCUCAGUUCUUCCAAACUGGAGCAAUAUGUGGUUUUAUGUAUGAGAUGUCACUUAUGA